Molecule: messenger RNA, 2205 nt
Organism: Carassius gibelio (silver crucian carp)
Lineage: Eukaryota; Metazoa; Chordata; Actinopteri; Cypriniformes; Cyprinidae
Product: cell adhesion molecule 1-like
Exons: 9
Coding region: 117-1304 (395 amino acids)
Biological process (GO): detection of stimulus; susceptibility to natural killer cell mediated cytotoxicity; cell recognition
Cellular component (GO): plasma membrane; neuron projection; synapse
Molecular function (GO): signaling receptor binding
Source: RefSeq, a predicted model, not a curated record
GUUUGUGUGCGUGCGCGCACGCGCGCGUGUUUACUCCCUCCAGAUUCUCCGCAUCUCAUGAUCCUGCGAGCGUCUCUAGGUGAUUUAGCGGCGCCAGUCUGAAGCAGGUGUUCAACAUGGCGAGCUCGGGACUCGGAUCUCACUCUAUUUCACUCUUUUUCUACGUGUUUUUUGCAACGUUUCUGCAUAAAGUGCAGGGUCAGAACCUGGUGACGAAUAAUGUCUCGGUGGUCGAGGGCGAGAUGGCCAUCAUCAGCUGCCGAGUGAAAAACAACGACGACUCCGUCAUCCAACUGCUCAACCCCAACCGACAGACCAUCUACUUCAGAGACGUUAGACCCUUGAAGGACAGUCGGUUUCAGCUGGUUAACUUCUCAGACAACGAGCUGCUGGUGUCGUUGUCCAACGUGUCACUCUCGGACGAGGGACGGUACGUGUGCCAGCUCUACACGGAUCCCCCGCAGGAAGCCUACGCAGACAUCACUGUGCUGGUUCCACCAGGCAAUCCAAUCUUAGAGUCCCGCGAGGAAAUCGUGAGUGAGGGGAAUGAGACGGAGAUAACCUGCACCGCCAUGGGCAGCAAACCUGCUUCCACCAUCAAAUGGAUGAAAGGAGACCAACCACUGCAAGGUGAGGCGACUGUCGAGGAGUUAUACGACAGGAUGUUCACUGUCACCAGCCGGCUCAGGCUCACCGUCUCUAAGGAGGACGAUGGAGUGGCCGUCAUCUGCAUCAUUGACCACCCAGCCGUGAAGGACUUCCAGGCUCAGAAAUACCUGGAAGUGCAGUAUAAACCAGAAGUGCAGAUUGUAGUGGAGUUUCCUGAGGGUUUGACAAGAGAAGGGGAAAAUCUCGAGCUGACAUGCAAAGCUAAAGGAAAACCGCAGCCUCAUCAAAUUAACUGGCUCAAAGUGGAUGAUGAUUUCCCCUCCCACACCAUGAUUAGUGGCUCUGAUCUCUUCAUCGAAAACCUUAACAAGUCCUUCAACGGAACGUACCGCUGUGUGGCAUCUAACUUAGUGGGAGAAGCCUAUGAUGAUUACAUCCUUUAUGUAUAUGAUUCAAGAGCAGAUGGAGCACCACAGAAAAUCGAUCACGCCGUCAUCGGCGGUAUUGUCGCAGUGGUUGUGUUCGCCAUGCUGUGUCUCCUGAUUGUUCUCGGACGAUACUUUGCAAGACACAAAGGUACCUACUUUACUCAUGAAGCCAAAGGAGCGGACGACGCCGCAGACGCAGACACUGCCAUCAUCAACGCAGAGGGUGGACACAACAAUUCGGACGACAAGAAGGAGUACUACAUUUAACUGACUAGUCCCGUUUGCGUCCUGUGCCGAACAGCAAACUGUGGACUGCUGGGUUGGGAGGUAGGAGUUGUGGGAUUCAAUCAGGCUGGAUUCACACCUGUGCAGCUGAAGAGACGAUGAGGAGAAGGUGCUGCCAUCGAGACGGAUGGGGUGUGGGAUGGCAGAGCACUAGGAGAGCUCAAUCUUAGACCGCUUCACCAUCCAACACCUCCUGCUGGGGCCGGUUUUGUUCAGUUUAAACAUUUGCUAAGAAUUUUGUGCCUUGUUCUGUUCUUACUGAAGUUCCCACUUUCAUCAGGACAGCCGCAAGCUACUGUCUCUCGAACAGUUCAGACCCGCGGUUAUUUUAUUUUCCUUUCAUUUUGGUUUUAAUUGCCGGCACAUCUUAACGCUCUCUCUCUCAUGCCGUUCUGUCUGCAGGUCUGAAAGAAACCACACACAAAGUUCCGAUGUAAGAUUCUGUCAGAAUAAUCGCUUGGGUUGUUUUCAUGGAUUGAUUCCAUGUAAUUUAUUUGACAAAUUGCCUGUUGCUCUCCUUAGUCCCUCAGAGAAUGACUUAAAGAAGAUAGAAACCACUUUUGUUGUGACCAGCAACAUUCAACUGCAGUAUUGUGUUGCAGCAUUAUUUAUUAGCUAUACUGUAUGUGAUUAUAAUCAGCUUGUGCUGAUAUUAGGGCUGUCAAUUGAACACAUUACUUCAAUGCAAUUAAAUAAUAAAAAAAAAAAAUAGCAUUAAGUCAAAAUGCUCCUGAUCCAUACGUAAUUUUGUCAGUGACCUUACACAUUUUUGUCCAAUCUAUUUACUUAUUCAAAUUAUUAUUAGGCAUAAUAUUUUGUAUAUUUUUUAGAAGAAAAGAAAUAUCAAAACUGCUGCAAUGUUUAUGUUUUUAUCUGAAAAUGU